This is a messenger RNA of Camellia sinensis, 1389 nucleotides long. Lineage: Eukaryota; Viridiplantae; Streptophyta; Magnoliopsida; Ericales; Theaceae. The record is from RefSeq and is a predicted model, not a curated record.
AUGUUGUAUAAUCUUUCUGUUGAACUAGAAAUUCCAGGAGUACAGAAGAAGAUUGUCCUCAACGCCAUCCUUGAUACUGGAGCUACCACGUGUGUCGUGGAUUCUGAAUCCGUUCCCACAGAAGCACUGGAAGAGAACACCUAUACUGUGCAGUUUAAUGGGAUUAACUCACAGUCUAAGGCAAAUAAAAAGCUUCGAGGAGGAAAAAUGUAUAUCGGAGACAACUGGUUCCGAAUACCAUAUACAUACAGUUUUCCAUUCCGUCUUGGUGGCAGAAUACAAAUGAUUAUUGGCUGUAAUUUCAUACGGUCAAUGUACGGCGGCGUACGUAUUGAAGGCGAUAAUGUCACGUUCUAUAAGAAUGUCAUUACUAUCCAGACUCGCCAAUCUGUUAACCCCAUGGAAGCUGAAGUUGAUGAUGAUUUCCUCAUUGAUCAUUACUAUGAUCCUACAGAAGAAUGGAUAUUUCAUUCUGUUGAGCAUAACCCUCGUGCUUCUAGAUUUGAAGACAAAUAUCCAAAGAUUAUGAAGCAUUUGCAGAGCUGUGGAAUCAUCGGAGAAGAUCCCAUGAAGCAAUGGUCUAAGAAUCAAAUAACAUGCAAAUUGGACCUGAAGAACAUUGAUUUUAUCAUUGAUGAUAAACCAAUGAAGCAUGUUACUCCAGCCAUGAAGGAAAGCUUCAAGAAGCAUAUCGACCAGCUGCUGGAAUUGAAGGUUAUUCGUGCAAGUAAAAGCAGGCAUCGAACUACUGCUUUCAUAGUCAAUUCAGGUACUUAUAUUGAUCCAAUCACAAAGGAAGAGAAACGAGGAAAAGAGCGUAUGGUUUGCAAUUAUAAGAGGCUCAAUGAUAAUACGCAUAAGGAUCAGUAUAGCUUGCCCGGAAUCAACACAAUUAUGGCAAAAAUUGGCCAUAGCAAAAUCUACUCCAAGUUCGACCUGAAGAGUGGAUUUCAUCAAGUCGCAAUGCACCCUGACUCGAUCGAGUGGACAGCCUUUUGGACACCAUUGGGACUCUAUGAAUGGCUUGUGAUGCCAUUUGGUCUAAAGAAUGCCCCUGCUGUGUUUCAAAGAAAAAUGGAUGUCUGUUUCAAAGGAACGGAGGAAUUCAUCGCUGUUUACAUUGAUGAUAUUCUUGUAUUUUCACCUGAUGAACAGGCUCAUGAGAAGCAUAUCCAUAAGAUGAUCGAAGUAUUCAGUGACGCCUUGUAUCUCAUAGGCAAAGCCUACGUUUGGCUUGAUCUCCAGUCCACCUCGUAUCUCGGAGUACUAGAACAGCCAUGUUUCCCUGUUCUGUUCUAUGCAAGACUUGGAAACGAACUUGUAUUACUCCGAUAUGAACAUACUGCAUAUGGCUCCGUUGCAGUUCUUCAAAACUCUCAGGUUGGAUGA